GUGUGAAUGAGCGCGGUGUAUCUGUAUAGUUCACGGAGUCUUCAAAAAUUUAUUUAAAAAUAUUAUAUUUUUGUCAUAAGAACGGCAAGAUGAGUAGUAUAGCAGUAAAUGAUAAUUACAUAGCUGUGGCCAAAGGAAUGCGUAUUGACCGAUAUGACUCUGCGAAGCACGACUGCAUCAACAUUCCAAUAAGUAAACCUCUGGAAAACGAUUGUAUCUCUGAUAUUGUUAUUUCCCCUGACUGUAAGUACUUGGCGGUAGUAUCUUCAGUUUCAAAGCAAUUAACAGUAUUCGAAUUGCCUUUAUGGGACAACUACAAAAGUUUUACACUUCCAAGAAGUGCUAGCAAAAUAAGAUUCACUUCAGAUAAUAAACAUUUGCUAGUAGCUGAUAAAACAGGGGAUGUUCUCUUAUAUGAUAUAAAUAAUCCUAGCGAUAGUGGCACCAAACUAUUGGGGCACUUAAGCUUACUGCUGGAUGUUUUACAAACAAAUGAUGGAAAAUAUAUCAUAACCUCUGACAGAGAUGAGAAAAUCAAGGUUUCUAGUUACCCUAAUACUUAUAACAUUCAAACAUACUGUUUGGGCCACAAGGAAUUUGUGAAACAUAUUGAAAUAUUGCCUCAUGAUGAGAAUUACUUGACAAGCACUUCAGGAGAUGGAACUAUAAAAAUUUGGGACUAUUUAAAUGGAAGGCUGGUCCACACCAUAGAUGCUAAUGAUGACAUAAAGGAUGCUCAGCUGCUGGAGGACUUUGUCAAAGUUAUGAAUGAUGAUGAAAUAGAAGUAGAAAAACUACCUAUAGUUCACUACACUAUCUCUCGCUUGGAUGAUAACUCCAGUUUGCUAGUAGUGGCUGUACAUACCAGUAAUGCUUUACUACCAUAUAAGAUAGAAUCUGAAAAUAAUCAUUUCAACCAUAAAUUGUUGGAAAGAAUUACAGUAGAGAGGUUCCCGGCUGCAAUUAAAUUAUACGACUCAUCUUUGUAUCUCUAUGAUGAUAUGGAAUGUACAGUUCAAGUUUUAAAAAUAGAGUAUAAGGAGAAUAAGAUAAAUAUUCAAUCAGAUAAAGUUAUAAAGAUGUUUGAAAAAGAUGAUACAAGUAUUGACAUAAAAGAUAACAAUGAAUCUAUCAAGUUAUUGUAUAAAAGGAAAUUUGACAAUGUCCAAGAAUACCAAGAGAGGAAGAAACAAAGAUUGGAAAAAUCAGUCUCAUGAAAAAAGUGAAAAACUGUAAAAUAUCAGUUCAACCAGAUAAGUUUAUUAUUUUCAGUAGGUACAGUCAAACAGCAAUGUGAAGUACACAUUUUAUACAAAAAUAAUUGAAACAUAAGUAAUGUUGGAACAGUCAUUAAUAAAGCUAACAAGUUAAUUCUAAGCAGUUUCAUUUUAUUUUUAUACUAAGAAAA
This is a messenger RNA of Leguminivora glycinivorella, 1408 nucleotides long. It is a transcript of the gene wuho, whose product is annotated as tRNA (guanine-N(7)-)-methyltransferase non-catalytic subunit wuho. Gene Ontology annotation, biological process: RNA (guanine-N7)-methylation. Gene Ontology annotation, cellular component: tRNA methyltransferase complex; cytosol; nucleus. Bases 90 to 1217 code for a protein of 375 amino acids. The record is from RefSeq and is a predicted model, not a curated record. The transcript has a single exon. NCBI's taxonomy places the organism in Eukaryota, Metazoa, Arthropoda, Insecta, Lepidoptera, Tortricidae. Gene Ontology annotation, molecular function: protein binding; tRNA (guanine(46)-N7)-methyltransferase activity.